This is a messenger RNA of Mercenaria mercenaria, 1159 nucleotides long. Its product is annotated as complement C1q tumor necrosis factor-related protein 2-like. The transcript has 2 exons. Lineage: Eukaryota; Metazoa; Mollusca; Bivalvia; Venerida; Veneridae. The record is from RefSeq and is a predicted model, not a curated record. Gene Ontology annotation, molecular function: protein binding. Bases 136 to 783 code for a protein of 215 amino acids.
UUUCUAUUCUACAAUCUAUGUGAUGAACUAUGGCUGUUUUCUUGAUUUCGUGUUUUAUUUUUGAUAUUCGUUUGCUGUUCCUUGGGUGCUCUUGAAGAUGAGCCAGUGUUUUCAAAAUUGAAAUAUGACAAGGAAAUGUUGGAGACAAUGGUUAGAAUGGAAGCUAGAAUGACACAAUGGGACAAAGAAAGAAAAAUAUUUGAGGAAAAUGUCUUGUCCAUUUUGGAACAUCGUAGAGAGGAAAUGCAAGAAACAUUUUCUGAACAAAAUGAAAAGUUACAGAGGAUGUUUGAAGACUACAAGGAUAUACGUGGUGAACUAACAAACAGGACUAAUCACCUGGAAGAUUUAGCAGAAAAUCUGGGCGACACACCAGUAGUUGCAUUCAACGCAUACACAACGACCGGAGACAGAAGCUACUCCGACAAUCAAAUGAUUAUUCUUCCUUAUGUCCUGUUAAAUGAAGGCGGUGGAUAUAACAACAACACGGGAUUCUUUACGGCACCUGUUUCUGGUCUUUACCAUUUCAGUGCACACAUCUGUGAAAACGACAGUAAAUAUAUGGUUGUUUCAAUUGUCCAUGAAAACAAAGAAAUUGCGAUCACAACUGAAUACGAAAGCGUUGGUAACAGUUGCAGUUCAGUCAGUGCACCGGCCGUUAUGAAUGCUAACGAACGAGUGUUCAUAAAGUCAGCUUAUUCAGAAAGUUUAUUGCAUGGAGAUCCACAUUACAGGUGGCCUUCAUUCUCGGGAUAUCUUGUAAAUAAGAAAAGUUCAGAGUGAUAUGCGUGAUUCUACAAUAGAACUUUGUUUUCAUUGCAAUGACUAUAUUCAUAUCUUUAAAGUGCUGACUUCAUAAUAAAUUGAAUUUUCAAAGUGAUUCAUGAGAAACGUAAACAUGUAUAUGACAUUUUGGGCAAAUAUUGAAUAUCUUAAUAUGAACAGAUAAACCAAUUAAAUCUUAGUAUAAUACACAAGUAUGAAAUAUGAACAUUGCUUAACUUUAUUGACAUUGUAAGGAAUUAGAAAUAUUUCUAUGAAAAUUACAAAAGUUUUAAAAUGAUAUUCAAUACCUAAUAAUGCAAUAAGAUGUUAGAUGAUUUUGUGUAUUAUCAUUGUGACUUCUAAACAUUUCUAUAGACUAAGUGCGUUGAUUGUA